Molecule: messenger RNA, 1767 nt
Organism: Aspergillus chevalieri
Lineage: Eukaryota; Fungi; Ascomycota; Eurotiomycetes; Eurotiales; Aspergillaceae
Exons: 1
Coding region: 1-1767 (588 amino acids)
Biological process (GO): transmembrane transport
Cellular component (GO): membrane
Molecular function (GO): transmembrane transporter activity
Source: RefSeq, a predicted model, not a curated record
AUGUCGCUAGGACCGCGGAUUGAACUACCCUCUGGUCGCACAUCGCCGUCGCUGUCGACCACCCCCGCGACACCAGCUACCGGCACGCAAACCCCCGAUCCAUUACUGGGCCAGAGUGCUAAGAAUCACACCGUGGACGCUGAUACACUGGCGCAGAGCGUGUCUCGCAUGCAACAGCCUGAGAACGAAGCUUACGAGCUCGAGCAUCGCCGACGAAAGCCAUCGCACGCUGUCGAAUUCACAGAGACCGAUACAGCUACCGCUACGGGCGCAGAGCAACAUGCAAAUGAAGCCGGCACGCCAUCGCCGCCGAGCGGAUCGCAAGGCAUUCCUCCAGAACUACGCAAUUUCACCUCCGAGAUAAUCUUGGUCAUGGUCUGCUCGGCCGGACUCAUGUUCUUCUCGUUCCUGUUGGGCGAUAUACUAGUGGUGCAGCAGCAAUUCCGGUCCGCGCUGGGAAUCAAGAACACGGAACUGCCGUGGCUGGUCGGCGCGUUCAACGUCGCCAAUGGCUUGUCGGUCGUGGUCUCAGGAUCCCUAACGGACCUUACACCGCCGAAACUGCUCAUGGUGGGUGCGUUCGCGUGGCUGAUGGUGUGGAACAUCGUGGGCGCGUUCUCGCUGCAUCAAUCGCGGUAUGUGUUGUUUUUUGUGAUGCGUGCGAUGCAGGGCCUGGCCAUUGGCGUGCUUGUCUCAGGAAGUAUGAGCAUCCUGGGCCGGGUGUACAAACCCGGAAUUCGCAAGAAUAGGGUAUUCUCGGCCAUGUCAGCGAUGGCACCGUUCGGAUUCUCGCUGGGCGCGCUGCAGGGGGGUGCAUUGAAGGCGCAUCUGCCGUGGAUCUUCGGGACCAAUGCCAUUCUCACAGGAUUGUGCUGCAUCGCUGCAUGGUUCACAAUCCCACCGCUGCGACCAGUCGCUGACUCUGCUGACAAGGAAGCACCCACGCUGCGACAAUUCGACUGGGUCGGCGCAGUCUUUGCGGUGGUGGGAUGUGUAUGCCUCCUCUUCGGCCUGACGCAGGGAUCCGUGACCUCCUGGUCCCCAUACACCUACGCCAUGGUCGUCAUCGGCAUCCUCGCACUAAUCGCCUUUUUCUUCUACGAAUCCCGCGUCGCCCGCCCACUAAUCCCAACCAGCCUCUGGAAAACCAAAGGUUUCACCCCGCUGAUGAUCGCCUACUUCCUGGGUUUCGGCUCCUACUUCGGCGCAUGGCAGUUCUACGCAAUCCAAUUCUGGUUGCGCAUCCAGCACGCGACCCCCAUCGCAGUGGCCCUCUACCACAUUCCCAACGCCAUCGUCGGCGUGCUGGCAACCUGGCUCGUCAGCCGCACCCUGCACAUCCUCCCCGGCCACUACAUCUAUACCACCUCCAUGAUCGCAUUCACCAUGGGGCCGGCGUUCUUCCUCCCCCAGACCCCCAACACGAUCUACUGGGCUCUCUCCCUCCCGGGCGUGGCAUUAGUAACCUUCGGUCCGGAUCUGGCCUUCGCGGCGGCCUCGAUUUUCAUCACCAGCAACGUAAAGCGCUCCUAUCAGGGUAGCGCGGGGAGUCUCCUAGUCACGAAUCAGAACCUCUCCUCUGCAAUUCUGACAAGUGUCGCUGAUGCGAUCGGCGCAAAGGUCGAUCUGGGACCAACGGGGGAAGUCGGGUUGAAGGGGUUGCGGGCGAUAUGGUGGUUUGCGCUGGCGACGCAGUUGACUGCGGCGUUGAUUACGGUGGUUUGGGUGCGGAUUCCGAAGGAGGAGGAGAAGGAGCAUGUCACCUAG